This is a messenger RNA of Paramuricea clavata, 618 nucleotides long. Lineage: Eukaryota; Metazoa; Cnidaria; Anthozoa; Malacalcyonacea; Plexauridae. The record is from the annotation of a GenBank genome assembly.
AAGAAGAUCGCUGUUACAAGUGAUAUUGAGAAAAUGUUUUUGCAGAUCAGUUUAAGAGAACAAGAUCGAGAUUCUCAUCGGUAUUUGUGGCGAGACCUUGAUCUUGAAGCAUCUCCCAAAGUUUACAGAAUGACUAGAGUGACUUUUGGGGUUAUUGCCAGUCCAUUUUUGGCAAUAUGUACUACCCAAGAGCAUGUACAGAGAAAUAAAGAAGUGUAUCCUGAAGUGUGUGAUGAAAUUCUUAAGAAUACAUAUGUUGAUGAUUUUGCCUUUUGUCGAGACGAAGUUAAUGAAGCGAGAGAGCUGCAACUAAGUGCGAAGGAGUUGAUGGCGCAGGCGGCAUUUAACUUAACCAAGUGGUCAAGUAAUUCUCGAGAGCUUUUAGAAGUUAUACCUGAAGAAGAUAGAGCACCUAACAGUCUCAUCAACCUUAACCAAAGUUUUCCAAAGAAUUGUUCAAUUACGAAAGCUCUUGGUCUGAAAUGGGACACAAACAAAGAUACUUUGACAUUUAUAAUUGAAAUUGGUCAACCACAGAUUGAGACAUACACAAAGAGACAGGUGGCUUCAUGCGCUGCUAAAGUUUUUGAUCCAAUUGGAUUAAUCACACUAUUCACU